Messenger RNA from Orbilia oligospora ATCC 24927, 2502 nucleotides. RefSeq lists its product as uncharacterized. The record is from RefSeq and is a predicted model, not a curated record. Gene Ontology annotation, molecular function: metal ion binding. Lineage: Eukaryota; Fungi; Ascomycota; Orbiliomycetes; Orbiliales; Orbiliaceae. The transcript is spliced from 5 exons. The coding region runs from base 1 to 2502 and encodes 833 amino acids.
AUGGCCACAACCGAGGCUUCUGCAGUUCAGCUGCAGCUCCAAAACCUCACCCUCGAUGACCCCUCCACAUCCACAUCCACAUCCACAUCCACCAUCCCUCCUUCAUCUCCUCCCUCAAAACCAACCGUCAUCACGACUUCUACGACCCCUCCGGUCUUGGUCAAACCGGAUAUAUCUGCCCCGGCGAGCAGUGAACCUGCAAAUGGUCCGACCCCGCCGUCGUCUCCGUCGCAGUGCGGUUCUUCCACUCAAGCUGUCAUGUCGUCGCGGUUGAGUGGCCCGGCAGACCACCAGCCCGGUACCAAUACGGCUGCCACUCUCUCGAAUUCCACUCCAUCACAACAUCCACUGCCACCGCCACCACCACCACAAUUAUCAUCAUCAUCAUCACAGCAGGCUCACCAGCAGCCUACUCCACCAAGCACCCUGCCCGAGGAUGCUGCCUUCCCUCAGGCUGCCGUUGAUAGCACCAUGAAUGAUUCAUCUCCAAUAUCUCCAAACGUUAACGUUAACCCUGUUAGGGAACCUUAUGUUGUGGAACAUGAACAUCGGCCAUCUGACGAGACAUCGGUUUCCCCUGUCUCUCCUAGAUCAGCAACCCCUUCAUCGAUAUUAGACGACGGAGUCCCCACCUUGGAUGCAAACGAGGCUGCUUUCAUGCUUGAAGCCGACGAGAUGGAUAGUUCUCAUCACGACCACGAAACUCGGCAGGCCGUCGACUCGACAGUCCCUACACCCGUUCAUCUUCAGCAACGGCCUUCACAGAUCCCUCGCUUUCCUUCUAAUUCUAGUAACCAGUCCGUUCAUUCGGACCUCCCAAACCUUCAAAUCCCUCAGCAUUCUCCACCGGUCCCUUUCCAACCUCACCAAACUGGUUCACACUACUCUUUCCCAUAUGCAACCACAUUGCCUGCCGACCCUCGACGAACACCGUUAAGGGACAUCCAACGAUCACAGGAGGCUCCUUUGUCGCCCGAUAUUCCACCAUGGCAGCCGGACUCGGAAGUCACCAGCUGCCCUAUCUGUCGGACAGGUUUCUCAUUCUUCUAUAGGAAGCACCAUUGCCGUAAAUGCGGCCGUGUCGUCUGCGCCCCUUGCUCACCCCACCGAAUCGCGAUCCCGAGAUCAUAUGUCGUCUACCCCCCACACUCCAUUGAGGCAGAACUAGCCCAGUCGUAUAUUGAUGCCCACGGCCAUCGGAUAUAUGCAGAUGGCGAAGAGGGUGUCGAGGUCAGGAUAUGUAACGAGUGCCUGGCCGGCGAGAACCCCUCGUCCGGGAGAAUGGGACUGAAUAGAAGGCAGUCGAUCCAAUCGCCCUCUGGCGGUGCAGGAAGGUUUUGGCAGGAUACUGGCCCAUCGGCUGGUGGAAAUGGGAAUAACUUUGUUUCGCCGCAGGGCGUAGGUUUUGGUGGAAGUCCUAGCACUCCUCGCCGUAGAACGGUCUCUAGUGCUAAUCCAUUCAUCCAAAAUCCUGGAGUUAUUCCAACAGUUACAGGCGGCUUCCCUGGCGCCUUAUAUCAUCAUCAGGGCGUACAACAAGCACAUUCACUUGGUUCGAGAAGCCACCCCCAUGGCUUCUUCCCAGGACAGCAUCACCCACCAUAUCAUUCACAUCCUGUCCAUCAGCCACCGCCUCUCCAACAUCCCACUCCUUCGUACCCUCACCAGGGGCAUCAAACUUUCACAUUCACAGCCCCCCAAUUUUAUCCGUCACCCCAACCGUCAACCCACCACCACCAUCACCAUCAUCAUCAUCAGAGGUCCAUAUCAUCUUCUCAUGCAUAUACCCAGUAUUCUCCUGUCAACCAACCUAUAAGAGGGCUGCUAGAUACUUCACAACAGCCGACGCCGGCUUUUAGCAUGCCCGCACACAGGCAGAAUCUACCUAUUGCUAGUCAGUUCAUGUCAAGCAGCUCGAGGGAACAACAAACACACUCUGCACCACCUCAACCUCAGCCGAGGUUGAAAGAAACCGAUUACUGCCCAAUCUGCAUGACCGUACUCCCACCACCUAACCCUGUAACAAAAGACGAAAGCGCUCGAGAGGCCCAUAUCCAACAGUGCAUUGAAAAUGCAGUUGGGAGCCCCGAAGUUUCUCGCCGAAGAUCAACUUCAGGCACCCCACCAAAUCCUGCUAGUCUUGCCAAUAACACAAUGUCUUCACAACCUGCUCGAGCACUCCCCACCACCCCAUCCCAAGACCAAACUCAAACGCACACCCCUGGCCCCGAACGGAGCAGAAGAAACACAGCCUCAAACCGUGCCGGCGGCAGCGGUAGGAUGGUGGUUUAUACAGCCACUGAGAAGGAUACCUUUGCCAUGGGGAAUGAUGCUGAGGCGGACGGCCAGAAGGCCGAAUGCGUCAUUUGCUUCGAGGAAUUCGAAGCCGGCGAUUCUAUUGCACGGCUAGAGUGCUUUUGUCGAUAUCAUAAGAAAUGCAUUACGGACUGGUUUAACCGUCGAAUGGACGGGCAAUGCCCAGUGCAUGCCAUGAAUGAAUAG